Molecule: messenger RNA, 2007 nt
Organism: Panicum virgatum (switchgrass)
Lineage: Eukaryota; Viridiplantae; Streptophyta; Magnoliopsida; Poales; Poaceae
Product: protein ACCELERATED CELL DEATH 6-like
Exons: 3
Coding region: 37-1719 (560 amino acids)
Cellular component (GO): plasma membrane
Molecular function (GO): protein phosphatase 1 binding; protein phosphatase regulator activity
Source: RefSeq, a predicted model, not a curated record
CCUCUGCACUGCGCUGCAAGAGCUGGGCAUCCUAACAUGGUCUCUCAUCUCAUUAAGUUGGCUACACCCACGCCUACACGCGACGAUGAUGCGUCAAAGAAAGUGAUGGAGUUCCUGGAAAAGAAGAACGAGCUCGGGGAGACAGCCUUGCACGGGGCAGUCCGCAGUGCCAACACAGAAGUGAUAGAGAAGCUUAUGUCGACGGCUCCGGGACUGGCAAACGUUCCGUCCGAUGGCAUUUCACCACUGUAUCUUGCCAUUUCAUUAGGACGUCUGGAUGUCGCGUGGGACAUGAUGAAGAAAAGUUCUAAUAGGCUGUCUUACUCUGGACCAGAUGGUCAAAAUGUCUUUCAUAUUGCUGUAUUUAAGCCCGAAGCGCUACCAACACUAAUACAGAAGUGCAAGGAUGUGAAGGUGGAUAUACAAGAAGGGGGCCAAACACACACAGAGUCUCUUCUGCUCCACCUCACUAGCCAACGGGAUAAAAAUGGGAGCACUCCUCUUCACAUCGCUGCGUCGCUGGAAACUUGGAGUAGUUGCUUCUCAAGAUUGUCCGAACAGUUUUGGCCGAAACCAACAAGUCCGACCACACAAUUGCUUGAUGCUAACGAAUUUAUGGUAUACCAGCCUGACAAUGAAGGAUCAUACCCCAUACAUGUCGCCGCUUGUAACGGGAGGCUUAAGGCUGUUCAGAUCUUGCUCGGACGGUUCCCAGAAUGUGCCACUUUGCGUGAUAAAAGGGGAAGGACUUUCCUUCACGUUGCUGUCGAGGACAAGAGGUUUGAUAUUGUUAAGUUCGCAUCGACAGGGGCAGAAUUUUCGUCCAUUUUGAAUGAGCAGGACAAACAAGGGGACACCGCGCUGCACCUUGCUGUCCAGGUUGGAGUUCUCUCGAUUUUCAACAUUCUAUUCCGAAACAGGAACGUGCGCUUGGAUUUGUUGAACAAAGAUGGGCUGACACCACGUGAUCUUUCAUGGAUUAACAUUCCUCAACGAUGGUACAAUAGAAAGAAUCCACGCUUCAUGAUACAUCAAUCAUUACUGCACGCAAGAUCAGCAGUUGGCUUCAGUCGCCCGGACCAUUUCUAUGAUAAAUAUAAAAAGGAGAGGGAUGAAACCAAAGAUUAUGAGUACAUUACAAAGGCAACGGAAGUUGUGGGCCUCUCGUCUGUACUUGUGGCAACCGUGACGUUCGCAGCGGCCUUCACUCUCCCUGGUGGUUAUAGAGCCGAUGACCACGUCAAUGGAGGCACUCCAACACUCUACGGGAGCUACGCUUUUGACGCAUUCAUCAUUUCUAACACCCUUGCGUUCAUCCUCUCGUUGCUCUCCUCUGCCAGUCUGCUCUACUCCGGGGUGCCUUCCAGGGAAGUAUCGGUCCGCCGCAAGUACUACCUGUUAUCGAGAAUGUUGCAGCAUGCAUCCAUUAGAAGCUUGGUCGCCGCCUUCUCGAUGGGUAUGUACGUCGUGCUAGCCCCAGUCGCUCUUAGGGUUGCAAUAGCUGUGUGGGUCAUCAGUUUUGGUUCUUUGCUUUGCGGGAGCGAAAAUAUGGACAUUUGGCACUACCUUGUUCAGGCAAACACGUUCCGCGUUAGAUUCGGCAUUUUGGCUGCAAGGUCUCAAGUAACACCGAUCCUUCGAAUAAUGUGCACGAGAUUUUGGAUCUACAUAAUAAUCUUUGGCUUGCCCGCAAUUCUGAAGAUCCACGGAAGCUAUUGAAUCGAUGAAACGAGGCAUGGAAGCUAUUGAAUCGAUGAAACGAGGCAUGUAAAAACUGGCGGUGGUCGUCACAGAUGGCUUGAUAAUUGAUGAGCCAUUGUACAAGCUAGCGAGUCGUCUGUGUUCAACUUUAUUGUACAUCCAUGUACAUUAGUUCAGAAUCUUAUGAGACACAUGUUCUUCAGCUAUCUGCUUUGUUAUUUCCUCCAGUAAGGAAAAGUAGGAGAUAUGUGGACCUAUAUAUGGUCUCCGAAACUGCAAAUUUGAUCUCUAGUUUCUGUUGGAAUA